AUGGGACUAAAGAAGAUCGAAAUCAAGAAAUUAACCAACAAGCAAUCCCUGAAAGUCACAUACUGUAAGCGGCGAAAUGGUCUGUUUCGCAAAGCCGACAAGUAUUGCUCCAAAACUGGUGCUCAAAUCGCCAUUAUCACAUUCUCUCCUGGUAUGAAGCCAAUGACAUUCGGGAACCCUUCUGUGGAGGCCGUCGUAGAUCGGUAUGAGCUCUGGGAAAGGCAAAAUUCCAAUGGCGGCAAAGAAAUAAUGCUUGAUGAUGACGACCAUGGUCUCCAUGAGAUUGGUACGAGCGAUGAGGAAGAUGAAGUGCUUGAAGGUAUGGAACUGAAUGAGCUCAAGCAAUAUGCGAAAAGCGUAGAAGAACAAAGGAAUUUUUUGGCCUGGCAAAUCGAAGAUAGGAUGAGAAGAGAAUCGAGCACCAAAGAUUUGUUAGGAAUGAAUAAUGCUUCUGUGGAUUUGAUGCUCUUUGGUGUCAAGGUAGGAGAAACAGUGGAGAUAGAAGAGAUGGAAGAGACGAGGAGGAGAGAAUCACGCACAGCGGACUUCUUGAGUAACUUCAAUUAG
Messenger RNA from Argentina anserina (silverweed cinquefoil), 567 nucleotides. RefSeq names its product agamous-like MADS-box protein AGL61. The record is from RefSeq and is a predicted model, not a curated record. NCBI's taxonomy places the organism in Eukaryota, Viridiplantae, Streptophyta, Magnoliopsida, Rosales, Rosaceae. Gene Ontology annotation, molecular function: DNA-binding transcription factor activity, RNA polymerase II-specific; RNA polymerase II cis-regulatory region sequence-specific DNA binding; protein dimerization activity. Gene Ontology annotation, biological process: regulation of transcription by RNA polymerase II. The transcript has a single exon. Bases 1 to 567 code for a protein of 188 amino acids.